AUGACAUCCACUCGUUGUGCAGCUUGCAAGUAUUUGAGAAGAAGAUGCCCUUCAGAUUGCAUUUUCUCUCCAUAUUUUCCUUCCAACGAUCCUCAAAGAUUUGCUUGUGUUCAUAAUUACUAUGGAGCUAGCAAUAUCGCAAAAAUGAUCAAGCGGGUCCCGGUUGAUCUACGAGGUGAAGUAGCAGAUUCGUUGCACUACGAGGCACAAUGUCGUGUUCGAGAUCCAGUUUAUGGUUGCGUAGGAAUCAUCUAUUCGUUGCAAAUCCAACUAGCAAAAGCAGAAGCAGAGGUGGCUCUCCUCCGUGCUCAUCAACCACCUGUAUACCACCACCAAGUAGAUGAUGAUCAAAUUAUUCAACCUGCUCCAACCUUCAAUUGCAACUUCUUCCCCCAAGAAAAUGGUGUUGGACACUCUCAGCAUGACACUAAUUCCCAUCUUUGGUUUCCAUAA
Cornus florida is the source of this 453-nucleotide messenger RNA. RefSeq names its product LOB domain-containing protein 24-like. The record is from RefSeq and is a predicted model, not a curated record. Lineage: Eukaryota; Viridiplantae; Streptophyta; Magnoliopsida; Cornales; Cornaceae. The coding region runs from base 1 to 453 and encodes 150 amino acids. The transcript has 2 exons.